AUGAAGUUCACUACACCCAUCUCUCUCCUCUCCCUCUUCCUCUCCUCCGCUCUCGCGGUCCCGACCCCAGAGACAAACGCCGCAGCUGCGACCUCCGUCUCCGUCUCCUACGACCAGGCCUACGACGUGGCCGGUACCUCCAUGUCCACUGUGUCCUGCUCCGACGGUAUCUACGGCCUCAUGACCAAGUGGCCUACCUUCGGCAGCGUCCCCGGCUUCCCUCGCAUCGGCGGCGCUCCCACAAUCCCGGGCUGGAACAGCCCCAACUGCGGAAAGUGCUACGCGCUGCACUAUGCCGCGGGCAAUAUCGACAACACAAUCUACAUUACGGCGAUUGAUGCCGCUCCUGGCGGUUUCAACAUUGGCCUGAAUGCGAUGAACCAGUUGACGAACGGAUUGGCGACGCAGCUGGGUAGGGUGCAGGCAACGUAUGAGGAGGCCGAUCCAUCCCUCUGUGCAUAG
This is a messenger RNA of Aspergillus pseudoviridinutans, 462 nucleotides long. It is a transcript of the gene aspf13, whose product is annotated as allergenic cerato-platanin Asp F13. NCBI's taxonomy places the organism in Eukaryota, Fungi, Ascomycota, Eurotiomycetes, Eurotiales, Aspergillaceae. The coding region runs from base 1 to 462 and encodes 153 amino acids. The transcript has a single exon. The record is from RefSeq and is a predicted model, not a curated record.